Messenger RNA from Rangifer tarandus platyrhynchus (Svalbard reindeer), 1431 nucleotides. The record is from the annotation of a GenBank genome assembly. Lineage: Eukaryota; Metazoa; Chordata; Mammalia; Artiodactyla; Cervidae.
AUGGUGGGAAGAUCCGGGCGGCGCGCGCGCGGAGCGGCCGAGUGGGCAGCGGUGCGAGCGAAGGCAAGUCGCGGCCCAGCGGAAGAAAAUGGAGAGGACUUAGAGUCUCCACCCUCAGCGGGGGACUCAAGCUACUACCAGGAUAAGGUAGAUGAAUUCCAUGAGGCCCGAUCUCAUGCCGCCUUGGCUAAGGGCUGGAGCGAAAUAGAGAGUGGGGACGAGGAGGAUGGCGAUGAGGAGGAGGAGGUGCUUGCCCUAGAUGUUGCCGAUGAGGACGAUGAAGAUGGAGAAAGUGAGGAGGGUGACGAUGAUGAUGAUGAUGGUGGGAGCUCCGUGCAGAGUGAGGCUGAGGCUUCUGUGGAUCCCAGUUUGUCGUGGGGUCAGAGGAAAAAACUUUACUACGACACGGACUAUGGCUCCAGGUCCCGAGGCCGGCAGACUCAACAAGAAGUAGAGGAAGAGGAGAGAGAGGAGGAGGAGGAGGCACAGCUCAUUCAGCGGCGCUUAGCCCAAGCCCUGCAGGAGGACGAUUUUGGAGUUAGCUGGGUGGAGGCUUUUGCAAAACCAGUACCUCAGAUAAAUGAGGCUGAGACACGUGUCGUGAAGGAUUUGGCGAAAGUUUCCGUGAAAGAGAAGCUGAAAAUGCUGCGAAAGGAAUCUCCAGAGCUCUUGGAGCUGAUAGACGACUUGAAAGUUAAGUUGACAGAGAUGAAGGAUGAGCUGGAGCCACUGAUACAGUUAGUGGAGCAAAAGAUCAUCCCCCCUGGAAAAGGAAGCCAAUACCUGAGGACCAAAUACAAUCUCUAUUUGAACUAUUGCUCCAACAUUAGUUUUUAUCUGAUCCUGAAAGCUCGGAGAGUCCCUGCACAUGGACAUCCUGUCAUUGAAAGGCUUGUUACCUACCGAAAUUUGAUCAACAAGUUGUCGGUCGUGGAUCAGAAGCUGUCCUCUGAAAUCCGUCAUCUGCUCACACUUAAAAGUGGUGCUGGAAAGAAAGAACUGAAUUUAAAAGCAAAAUCCAUGAAGGCCAAGUCAAAAUCAGUUUCAGAGACUUCUGCUGCUGCCUUAACUGUUCCAGACCUUUCUGAUGAUUCUGAUUUUGAUGAAGAAGCGGCACUGAAAUACUAUAAAGAAAUGGAAGAGAAACAAAAAUUAAAGAGAAAGAAAGAAGAAAAUAGUACCGAAGAACAGGUUCUUGAAGAUCAAAAUGCAAAGAGAGCCAUUACUUACCAGAUUGCUAAAAAUAGGGGACUUACACCUAGGAGAAAGAAGAUUGAUCGGAAUCCCAGAGUGAAACACCGGGAGAAGUUCAGAAAAGCCAAAAUUCGCAGAAGAGGCCAGGUUCGUGAAGUUCGUAGGGAAGAGCAACGUUAUACUGGUGAACUUUCUGGCAUUCGUGCAGGAGUUAAAAAGAGCAUUAAGCUUAAGUAA